AUGGAGGAUCUGGAUAGUAUGAUAAUGACGACUUUGAAACAGAUAGGAUGGUAAGUUGAUUUACUUUCUAUCUAUUGUAAUUUAGUUCUUUCUGUAAGGAUGUGGACGGUUUAUCACUUCUGGGAGUUGAUGAUAUCGUGGAAGGCAUAGUAAGAUUACUAUGGAUAUGUGAUGAAAGCGCGAAGUCUACUAUAACAUCUACAAAGCUUCCAAGUCAAAUGACAAUGAGGUAUAGGAAAGCUACUGAGUUUGUGGAUAGCAUAAAAGUAUGUUUCGUAUGUAAAAUGAGGUUUUAAAUACGUUAUUUUGAAUGAUUGAUUAAUUUAGAAUCUUGGAAUACGAGAAAAACUAGGAUACCAUUCAAUAUUGUACCCAAACUUGUACGACGUGAGGAAUAUCUUCAUAUUUUUAAUAGAAAAGAUGCCACAAGAGUCUGUGAUAGAAAAUGUUGAAUUAAGUGAGUGUACUGUUAACUUCUUGACGUUUUUUAAUCUAUUUUAACUUACAUUAGCUCUAAAAUUAAUGGUAAGAUUGUUUUAGCUUCAAUUGAGCAGCUUAAAAACAGGAUAGGAUCUCAAAUCAGAUCUGAUAUGGACAGUGAAUGGGUUCCGGGUUAUUGUAGAUAUUUGAACAUGAAGAAAGCUGGACAUUACUGGUUAGAUGGAGAGGUAAGUUGAAGGUGUUUUGUUUUAGUUAUUAUUUUUUAGAAAAGUCCGUUUACUCUUGGUAUAACUUCUAAAGAUGGUAGGAGAGGAAAGUGGAUGACAUUUAUGAACGAAGAUGAUAAUCUGGGCUAUGAAAUGGAUCAAACAGAACAUUUACAAAGAGACAAGGUUGUUUUACCUUCUGUUCGGCUUGUGGAAAACAUACCAGUUGAAAGGUACGCUAUGUGUAUUACAAAUAUCUAAAGACUUAUAGCAAAAUGAGUAAAAAACAAGUUGAUUGUUGUGUUUUCUAUGACAAUUCAAGGGUCUUGUAGUUUUUUUUUAAUUUCAGACCUUCAACUACAAUAGAUGAUACUGAGGAUAAAGAUAAAUUAGAACAGCUAAAGAGACUAAAGGAACUUAAGAACAAAGUGUUACGGGAGAAAGAGAAUAAUUACAAAUUGAAGACGGAGCAAGAAAACUUGGAUGAGUCCAUAAAGAAGAAGACGGCUGGCUGGACUUCUUGGCAUGACAAGAUGCGCAAAAUUCUGAUUGAUCCGGAAACUCAAGUUGAGCCUUUAAAUGUGAGUUUUAAUUAUUAUAUUGUUUAGAAAUUUUCAUAGUUUUUCCUAUUAUCUUUUUUUGUUAUUUUCGGCCAUAACUCAAUGUUUGACUUUCAUUAAUUUGCAGGAUUUCUUGAGAGAAGGCGAAAACCGGCGAUCCAUAUUAGAAGACAAUUUUGUUGGAUGGGAACGUGAGAAUCUGCAGAUUCUGAACGCAUUACGAGCUGAAAAGGGAUCUCAGGUCGAUAUGCAAACAAACGAAUUGAAAGUUAAAAAUGCGAAGCUGGAAGGCUUGAUAACUAGUCAGAAGAAGACAUUAGACAAGAUGGUAUGUCUUCUAAACAGGAUACUGUGUCUUAAAUUGUUUGUUUACAGAACUUAAAUGGGAGUAUAAACAGUAGCUUUACACGUUUUUUAAUUGCAAUCAAAUAUGUCGUUUAGAUGAAGCAAUUGAGCAAGGAAAACGACACGGAGAUAUGGGAUAGGAAAAAGUUCUUGUUAAGGAUAAUAUACUUGGCAAACAACGUCAAGGCUCAGAAGGCAGAAAUUUUAAAUGUACGUUUUUGGUUUAAUGUGUUAUAACUCAAAGGCACUUAUAAUUUUCGUAUGUUAAAAUUCAAAGUACAGAAUCGAAGUACAGAAAGUAAGUUUUAGAGUCUAGAAGACUGUAAACGACUUCAAAAAGAAAGGCGAAACUUUUGCGGCAGUCUCGAUCGUUCGUUUACCGUAGUAAGUAAUUGGUUGUACGAGUUUUCGGAGAAAGAUCUGAGACUGAAGAAUGCCUACCACCUCAUGAUGAAGUUCCAUCUUCAAUGUUCUGACGUCUCUCGCAACAUGGAUGACAUAUACGACAUUAAUUGUCAAAAAGACCUCAUUGACGACGAGAUCGAGGUCUUGAAACAACAAAGCGCUGACUCGAAUCUUGAGCAAAUUAUGCAAGAUCUUGUGUUGAUUCAACAAGAGAAUGCUCAGUUAACGCAACAGCUACGAGCAUCGUGA
Molecule: messenger RNA, 2206 nt
Organism: Bursaphelenchus okinawaensis
Lineage: Eukaryota; Metazoa; Nematoda; Chromadorea; Rhabditida; Aphelenchoididae
Source: the annotation of a GenBank genome assembly